ACAGACGGACAGGCGGGCGAACAGGAGGCUACUCCAUCGUGUCUGAGCGGCAGGUGGUCACUGACUGUGAAUGGGAAUAUAACCACAGAGGCUUUAGAGACACUGCUGGACAUGGACGGAGUAUAAUAACUUCUUGUGUCUUUUGAGGAAAGGGAAGAUUGCUAAAAAAGAAGAUACGUGUUUUUCUUUUUAUGCACGAGCCACGCGCCUCUGCGUGCUCUCCGUGUAGAGCCUCCUGACCCUUUUUAUUCAUAAUUUUGGCUGGGUGUCGUUGGGUUUUCAAGAAUGGCACUCACUAGAUUCAGUAAAAUUUUCCGUCUGCCUACUAUCGAAAUAAAAAAGAAAGCCAAGCAGUACGAGCACGUUCACCGGGACAUCAACCCAAACGACAUAUGGGAAAUAAUCGGCGAGUUGGGCGACGGCGCGUUCGGGAAGGUGUACAAGGCCAGGAACAAGGAGACGGGAGUUUUGGCUGCAGCCAAACAGAUUGAAACAAAAUCCGAGGAGGAGCUGGAGGACUACAUGGUUGAAAUCGACAUCCUGGCUAAAUGUGACCACCGCUACAUUGUCAAGCUGCUUGAUGCAUUUUACCAUGACAACACGUUGUGGAUCAUGAUCGAGUUCUGCCCUGGAGGUGCUGUGGAUGCCACGAUGUUAGAGCUGGAUCGUGGGCUGACAGAGCCGCAGAUUAAGGUGGUUUGUCGUCAGAUGUUGGAAGCCCUGGUUUACCUGCACAGAAUGAAGAUCAUCCACAGAGACCUGAAGGCCGGGAAUGUCCUCCUCAUGCUGGACGGGGACAUCAAACUCGCGGAUUUUGGAGUGUCUGCAAAAAACACCAAAACCUUACAAAGAAGAGAUUCUUUCAUUGGAACACCAUACUGGAUGGCCCCAGAGGUGGUGAUGUGUGAGACAAUGAAGGAUGCCCCAUACGACUACAAGGCUGACAUCUGGUCUCUGGGAAUCACUCUGAUUGAGCUUGCCCAGAUCGAACCUCCCCAUCAUGAACUUAACCCCAUGAGGGUGCUGCUGAAAAUUGCAAAGUCCGAGCCGCCCACCCUGGACUAUCCAAACAAAUGGUCACCAGAGUUUAAAGAUUUCCUGAAGAAAGCUUUGGAUAAAAACCCAGAGACCCGUCCAACUGCAGUACAGCUCAUGGAGCACCCUUUUGUGCGCUCUGUGACGUCCAAUCGCCCUCUGCGGGAGCUGGUGGCCGAGGCCAAGGCUGAGGUCAUGGAGGAAAUUGAGGACAAUAGAGAGGAAGGCGAGGAGGACGACGCCAUGGAGCUCACCGCGUCUCCAGGAAAGGAGCCAUGCCAGACCAGUCAGACCAGUUUGGAAGGUGACCAGUCCCCGGACACCCCAAGCCCGACCACAUCAUCCCCAAGCCCACCAAUACCUUCACCCAGAAAAAUGUCAGAGCCAGAGUCCCCAACAGAGGAACAGCCAGGCUCAGUCAUGGUGGUCCCUGUUCCCCUUCCACGGCAAAAUCCCCCACCUAAAGCUCAGGAGGAGAAUGAGGAUAAACUCACCGAUGAGGCAACCAUUGAGUCAGAGAAAUCUGAAAGCGAGGUGUCGACGAAGACUUCCAGCUCAGAUUCAGGGAUUGAGGAUGGAAAGAUUACCCCAACACCGGAGGUGGAAAAGGUUGCAGAGGAGACCACAGAGACAGAAAAGCCCUCAUCGCCUCCUCAGGAUGAGGCUUCUGAGGAACAGGUGGACAUCAUUAUUGACUCAUCGGAAUCAGAAGUACCAAAGAUCCAGAUGACACAGGAGGAGAACGAUGUCACAGUAAACGGAGGCAUACCAGCUUCAACAGCUUUAACUCCCACACCUACCACAGCUCCCUCAGUUACUCCCACACCGGUACCUACACCCCGAUCUGGGCUGAAUGGAAGCCUAAACAAGGGAACGCCAGAGCGGUCUUCGACAGGAGGAAACUCUGAGACUGUCUCACCAUAUAGCAAUGGAGGGGUCAUCACCAAACGGUCAUCUUAUUCUGGCAGCAUGGCGUCAGAGAGCAUGGACAUGUCAAUCAACAAGGAGAUCAUUGCAAUGUCUUCGAGGGACUUCUCCAGUAAGACUCUGAAGCGAACCAGGAAGUUUGUCAUUGAUGGUGUGGAGGUGAGUGUGACCACCUCCAAAAUCAUCAGGGACGAUGAGAAGAAGGACGAGGAGAUGAGAUUCCUGAGGCGUCAGGAGCUGCGUGAGCUCCGUCUGCUGCAGAAGGAGGAGCACCGUGCUCAGGCUGGUCUAAAUGCCAAACUGGAAACACAGAGAGAACAGAUGCACAGACGCUUUGAACAGGAGAUGCAUGCCAAGAAGAAACACUACGAUGUUGAGCUGGAGAACUUGGAGAAACACCAGAAGCAGACUAUUGAGAAGAUGGAGGCGGACCACAAUAUCAGACUCAAGGACGAGACCAAACGCAUCAAAGCAGAGCAGGAACGUGACCUUCAUAGAUUCCAGGAUCAGUUAAAACACAAGAAAAAGGAGGUGAAGCAGUCUGUCGAUAAGCUGCCUAGGAGUCAGCGUAAAGACACAUUAAAGCAGAAGAUGAAUUCUUUUCAAGAAAUGAAAGUAAAAGAGGAGAACAACUUCCUGGCUGCUCAGAAGAAUUACCUGGACACAACGCUGCAGAGUAUCAUCUCUAACAACAAGAAAGAAAUAGCAGAGAUGGAAAGGGAAUGCCUUAGCAAGAAACACCAACUUAUCAGAGAGCGUGAAGCGACGAUAUGGGACAUAGAGGAGAAGAACCUUUACGAGAGACAUCAGUUAAUGAAACAGCAGCUAAAAGAUCAGUACUUCCUCCAGAGGCAUCAGCUUGUCAAAAAACAUGAGAAGGAGCUGGAGCAGAUGCAGUGCUACAACCAUCGCAUGAUUGAGAUUUUAAAAUCUCGACAACAGCAGGAGAAGAGUCGACUGCCUAAGAUCCAGCGUGGUGAGGCAAAGACGCGCAUGGCCAUGUUCAAGAAGAGCCUCCGCAUCAACUCUACAGGCAGCUCCUCAGAGGACAGAGAGAAGAUUAAACAGUUCUCCCAGCAGGAGGAGAAGCGGCAGAAGGCCGAGCGGCUGCAUCAGCAGCAUAAACACGAGAACCAGAUGAGAGAGAUGGUUGGACGGUGUGAAAGCAACAUCAGAGAGCUGCAGCAUCUACAGAAUGAGAAGUGUCACCUGCUGAUUGAGAAUGAAACUCAGAGGCUCAAACAUUUGGAUGAACAGCACAACCAGCUGCUGAAGGACUGGAGGGAUCAGCUGAAACCCAGAAAGAAGGCCCUUGAAGAUGAUCUGAGUGCGAAGAAAAGGGAGCAGGAGGCUUUCUUUAGGAUGAGUCAGAAUUCGGAUUGUCCAAACCCAAGUUCACCCAACAAACUGUCCAAGUUUGUGCCUUACCAGGACUCCUCGACCACGUAAAAACAGCUGCUGUGAUGCCGUACAGUUUGUCCUGCCCACUGUUAGCAGCACCAUCAGCACAAACCUACAGGCUUCACACAACAGCCUGCUGCCUUAGUUUGAAUUUCUUUGCCUCUAAUAGCAGCACACUGUCCCUCCUUUAGAUCAUUUAUUGUUUUAGUGAAUAUUUAUGUUUUAACUCACGUUCUAAGGUUUUUCUUUGAAUAUUUGGAUAAUGCGCUUCACACCAGUUGGUCUCCAGUACAGUGUUUUGAUUUUCUUGAUCUGUUGAAGUCUUAUGGCUCGCCAUUGACACUUUGUACAGUGAGCUUAAGAUAUCAAACUAAUAAUUACUCUAUAUGAGGAAAUACUGACAGAGCUCUGCUUGGUUAGAACAAGGCAGUUUUUCUUCUCUGAACACCAGCGAGGGAAUCGAUUUCCACAUAAAGAAGAAGUUUGUUGGUUUCUCUUAAAGUUGUUUCUACAAAACCAAAGCACUUUUAAUCCAUCCUAAAUUAUCAGUGCCGUCUUCCAAUCAGCAUGACCAAAUAAAAUCAUACCUAAAAUGUCAAAUUUACCAACUUUCUUGCUAUUAUUGUAUGUGAUUUAGCAGCUGAAGUCUGCCUUUAUUUAUUUUUACUGAUAGAGAACAACCGUAUCCUGAUUUAUCACUGUAAAUGCUAAGUUAAAUAUUUUCUUUUUUUAAACCAAUGCCAAUGGUAUGAAGGAUGUGCUUUUAUUUUCUAUCUUAAUUGAAAAGGGGAGUAGGCUAGCUCUAGAUCAGACUUUAAGUUUCUUUUUAAUAAGUUCUUUGAUUUUUAACAGCAAAGGGAAUCUAAUAUUUACUUAUAGUGAUGCUUUUGUGUCUAUUUUUUCUUUUCUGUUGUUUUACUGUAAAAUCGGUCACACUGGAUGGGAACUGACAAAGCCAAAGCAAAAUACUGUUGUCCUCUGCAGGAUGUUAGAUAGGAGAUUAAAGUUUGAAUAUAAAGAAAUGUAUUAAAUGUAUAAAUGUUUUACCAAGUGCAGUAAACGCACUGCCUGCUAACCAAAGUGCAAUAUUCCAUGUAUGUCUUUGCUAAGCUUAAAGAGGUUUAUUUUUCGAACACUUUGCCUUCCUUUGCACUGCGAGGGGGAACCAUAAGAAGAGUUGAACCCAAAAAACAGAUGCAUGAACCUUUUGAAAAUACUUAAAUAUCCCAUCCUUAUUUUUUUUUAAAGAAGUAGUUUAGAGUGUCAGCUUUUAAAUGAUCUGUUUUUGGAAUGAAAACUUCAUGUAAUUUAAAAAUGGAAUGCAACAAUUCAGUCUGCUGUAAAAUGCCUUCAAACUCAAACAGAAACCAUAAGGUUACAGCUGUUGUUGCAUGCAAGGUGAGAGAUUAUUAGCGCAGUUUGGCCUGCAGAUUUAACUCGACCAGGCCAGAAAUCAGGUACACCUUAAUCUCUCUUGCUCUCCCUCCCACAAACUCUCUCAAAAGUAUUUAAAAUAGUUGUAAAAAAAACUCUUCUCUGUCCUGUUUAAUGGCUCAAUCUAUGCCUUCCUCUCUGCCUCAGUUUACAUGACAUUUGAAUGGAGGGAUUGUGAGUGUGAAUGGAACUGUAUCAGAAGGAACCACUGUUGUAAAUAAAUCUUAAUAAAG
Messenger RNA from Cheilinus undulatus (humphead wrasse), 5030 nucleotides. It is a transcript of the gene stk10, whose product is annotated as serine/threonine kinase 10. The transcript is spliced from 20 exons. The record is from RefSeq and is a predicted model, not a curated record. Gene Ontology annotation, molecular function: ATP binding; protein serine/threonine kinase activity. NCBI's taxonomy places the organism in Eukaryota, Metazoa, Chordata, Actinopteri, Labriformes, Labridae. Gene Ontology annotation, biological process: protein phosphorylation. The coding region runs from base 286 to 3411 and encodes 1041 amino acids.